ACUGAAAGCUCUGAAAGCUUUCCGAGUAGGAAUACUUAACUUGGGGCUUAUGGUAGAUUCGCUCUUAGUUCGUUCUUAAAAGCCCUGAUAAGAGCAUCCGGAAUGCCGUCCAAUAGCGAGAGCUACGCAUCGGAUGAGUUGCAUGUGCCACAAUGGCUAAACAGUUAUUUCAUUAGAGAGAUCUUGGGUCAGCAUUUCAAGAUACCUGAGCUGAGAGUCGUUGAUGUAAAGUUCUUCCCAGCCAGUGCCAAGGGAGAUCAUUGCCUUAGUCUUAUGUUUCGAGCUGUCGUUGAGUAUGAAACACCACAGAAUGAGAACUCAAACAAAAUAUCCCUGAUCAUCAAGACAAUGCCCGAACAGGACGGUCAGGCGAAAGAGCUGCUGGACGAAUCGCAUAUUUUUAGGACGGAGGUUGAAAUGUACACCGAGGUACUGCCCAAGUUCGAGGAGAUAUUACGAGAGGUCGGAGAUGAGACCACAUUUGGUGCUUCGUGCAUCUAUCAUAGCUUAAAGCCGCAACAAGUUAUGGUGUUUGAGGAUCUGUUACCGCUCGGCUACGCUAUCAUUCGCCGAUUUGCCACUGCAGAUGAGCUCCAAGCAGCGCUAACAAAGCUGGCCAAGUGGCAUGCAGUUAGCUACAAGUUGCUCAACGAACAAACCAAACUGUUCGAUCAGCUACAAUAUGAUAUGAGCACACUGCCGAAGUUUUUGGAUCAGCCUUUCAUUACGCAAGCCUUAGGACACUUUUUAAAUAUGCUCGACAAUGUGGAGAGCUUGAAACGCUAUCGAAACUACUUCGAACCACUUCAUCAAAAGGGAAACCUAAUCCAGAGUUGGGUGAACAUUGUGCGCGAAUAUCGCGAUAAUCGCCAAGAAAACAGUUACUAUGUGCUCUGCCAUGGGGACUUUCAUCUGCGCAACAUGAUGUUCAGGGGGCUCGAGUGUACGCUACUUGAUUUCCAGAUGGCCCAUGUGGGACCUAUGACCAGCGACAUAAUAUAUGCCAUGUAUGUGCUGUUCGAUGCGAAGAUACGUAGAGAGAAAUCGGAUGAGCUGAUUUACAACUACUUCCACACCUUCAUGAAUACCCUAAUGCACAUUGGCUACCAGGACAAGUUGCCUUGCUUGCUUGAGUUUCGGCGUCAAAUGUUUGAAAACAGAUAUAAUGAUUUCCUGCUGAUUAUUGCAUUUCUACCGUUGAUUAAACAUUUCCGCAACGGAGCUGAAGAGAUAGUAGAGGAUGAGCAGAAGCUUGGACAACUGUACUAUCAAAAGGAAUACCUAGAUGAUCUGGAAGAUAUGCUUCCUCGCAUGCUGCAUCUCGGCUACUUUGAAGAGCUAUAA
This is a messenger RNA of Drosophila hydei, 1344 nucleotides long. RefSeq lists its product as uncharacterized. The transcript has 2 exons. Lineage: Eukaryota; Metazoa; Arthropoda; Insecta; Diptera; Drosophilidae. The coding region runs from base 103 to 1344 and encodes 413 amino acids. The record is from RefSeq and is a predicted model, not a curated record.